This is a messenger RNA of Xiphophorus couchianus (Monterrey platyfish), 3361 nucleotides long. It is a transcript of the gene cfap119, whose product is annotated as cilia and flagella associated protein 119. The record is from RefSeq and is a predicted model, not a curated record. The transcript is spliced from 10 exons. NCBI's taxonomy places the organism in Eukaryota, Metazoa, Chordata, Actinopteri, Cyprinodontiformes, Poeciliidae. The coding region runs from base 2568 to 3317 and encodes 249 amino acids.
CUAGCAACCAGGUGGAGCGGAGGAGAGUCAGGAUCAGCAGCUUCAUCCUCAGAGGAGGCCGGCGCUCCAUCGUCAUCAUCAGCCGCUGCGCCGCCGCCGGCUGAGAUCUCUGCGCUCUCUGAGUUUUCCUCAGUUUGGGUGUUGUCGGGCCCCCGGUGGCCGCUGCAGCAGGACCAGAGGAGCUGUUGUGCAACGCCGCAGCGCCGCAGCGCCCUGCCCUGCUGCAGCUGCUGCUGCUGCGAUGCUCAGAUAAAAACCCCGAGGCCCACGGCUUCCUUUAGCGCCUCUGAUUCUGUAGAUCUUCAGCUGCAGCGUUCCAUGAGACCGUCUGCAUGAAAACGACCAAACGAUUCAGAACGACCGUCUGGAGGAAAAUAAAAACCUGACAGCAGCUUUCAGAAUAACCUGAACGCAUUCUGCUGCUGUGAGGUCAAAGGUCAAAGCGAUAACAGUGAUCUCUGCUGCGUUUGGGUUCGGUUGUCGGAAACAUCUCAUCUGGCCUCGCCGCAGCAGAACUGCAACCUAUUUUUAUUAAUUAGCAGCUCGACUCCUGGCCUGCAGCGCUGAUGGAAAUAUUUAUGUUGCGCAACCAGAGAUGAGUUGAUCUUUAGCGCCAAGCGGCUCUGCAGCAUCUGAUAGCAGGAGUUUCUUUAAAUAAAACGUUUUCAUCUGUGGCGAUAAAACUCUGAUAAGAUGCGAAGGGAUGACAUGAAGCGCUCUGCUCUCACACUGAUAACAAGGAUUCAACAGGAACAUCUGCUUGAUAACAAAUGGUAGCAAGAGAGAAAAAAUAAUCAGUCAACUGUGAAAACAUGAAAUGUUUUUACUGCGAAACCAAAGAAAAUUCAAAUUUCUGCUUUUAUCAAAUAGAAAUAAAGUAAUAUUUGGCAUUUUAAAGUGUAAUUAAGGUAAUUAGAAAUGAAUUAGAAGUGCAUGUUUCUACCUCAGGUUUAUUUACCAACUUAAACUGCAUUCUGAGUUUAAAAAUCCAGUUUAAGUUGGUGUCCAAAGUGUGGUCUAGGGGCCAUUUGUGGCCAUUGGAAUGACUCUUUUUGUCCGCUCACGACAAAUAAAAAACUGGGCCAGCAAAACAGAAAAGAACUGAACCAGAAACUUGUGGCAAUUAUCUGUUUUUUUUUUGUUUUUGAUGAAGCAAAAGCCUUUUUUAUGUUUUCAACGAUUUACAGAUUCAAUAAAAGUUUUGUUUAUUUUUGAGCAGGUCAAACUAAAUAACAGGGAGAAAAAAGUUACAAUAAAUGAAUUUUUGUAUUUUAUAUUCAAUGAGGGGUUUUUUUUGACACCGCUGAUCUAAAGCAUUCCCACAUCAUGAUUCUGCCACCACCAUGACAGACAGGUUCCUCUCUGCCUUGUUAUGGUUAACUGAAAAUUAAUCUCUUAUGAUUUUUUUUUCUCGUCACUCUUCAAUAAAAGCCAGAUUUGUGAACUGUACAGGUAAUAGUCGUGCAGACAGACUGUUCCACCUGAGCUGUGGAUCUGUGCAGCUCCUCCAGAGUUAGGACUCAUCUGUGAGUUCUGGUUCUGGAUGUUAUGUUUUCUGAUGGUCCUGAAGAUUCUUGCCUGGAUUAUGCUUCAAAAUCCUCUAAACACACCAUUUAUCCUUUGCUUAUCUCACAUUUUUUCCUUCCACUCAACUUUCAGAGACUGAAUGUUUUCAGUCUCUGUAAGCUGAAAUCACCAAAGUUACAAGAUAUAAAGCCUGGAAAUAUUUAAUUCUGUGUGAUGAUUAUGUAAUGACCUUUCCAUAAACUAAACAUGAUUCUCAAGGAACAGCCAUCAUUUUACCAGGUUUGGCCAUGGCCCCCUCCUGUCCACCCCUUGGUGCCGCCACUGGUUUCACACACAGUUCUGCUGAGGUGAAGCCAUUUUUUAGUGAUUUUUUAAAAUAUGUUUUUAUUGUUUACUUUAACAUUUUUCCUGACCCGGUCUGGCCACCCCUUUGAACAUUAUCUGGAGACGCCAAUAAAAAAUGUUUUUUUAUUUAUUCCUUUGGCUAACAGUUAUUAGCAUGGUGAUCUUUGUGAGGAAUUACGUCCUCAUCGUGUUUAUUCAUGAUUUACUUAAAUGAAACUAUGAUGUUAAUUUUUCUCAUGCUAAUAUUUUGGGGGAACAGUUUUUAGUUAGGCUAGACCGGAAACUGACAGCCCUGUUGCUAGGUUACCACGGACUCAAAUCGCUAGCAGCAGUGAGCACGGUGCUCUGUGUGGUUAUGUUGCGUCCUCGUCCUGUUUAUUCAUAAUUUCUUUGUGUGUCUACUUACAUAAAACCAUAGUGUUGUUUCUUUAUAUGCUAAUAUUUUGGGGGACGGUUUUAGUUACCGGAAACCGGAAAAUGAUUUAUCGCCGUUGCUAGGCUACCAAUAACUGUUGCGUGUUUGUCGCUUUGCGGUCUGUUUUCGAUCCUCUAAUCCAAAUAUUUAACAUUUAGCAAACCCUAUGUUUCUUUUUUGGCAUCUUAAACGGUUAUUUUAAGUUUAUGAGCAAAUAAGUAUUUAACAGCUUUUUGUUUUUAGUUCUGAAUUGCUGCAGUUUGUUAAUUAAAGAAAUAAAAUGGACACUAAUAUUAAGGUACCUCGGGACCUGAUAGCAAAGCUGUUGCUAUGGACAGACAUCAGCUUCCACGACAUGGAGGUCAUUGACCAAAUUCAGUCCGUUCCUGAUCUGGAAAGCGCCCUGUGCAGCGUGUUGGCUGUCGACCUCCCAGAGCCAAAGAAAGGAGUCCUGCUGGAGCUGUACGUCCAAACGGUGCUUUUCUGCAGGCAGCAGGGCUUCAGUAAGGAGCAGACGUCUGCACUGGUUUCCAUCAUCAAGUCCAUCCACGAGGCCAACAUUGAAACUCCUCUCAACAACUCUGAGCAUUGUUACAAAUACUGCAACGAUCUUCUGCUGUGUCACUCGGUCAGGAGACCUCCCUUCAGCGUCAAGCUGUUCAGCCUGGAGGAGGCCAACUGCGUUUUAAAUUACAUCCAGGACCAUUACCUGCGGCACGACAAACUCUACAAGUACAUAUUCACCCCGCAGGUAAAACUUGAUUUGUUUUUAACUUAUUCUGGGAAGGGAGGAGAAGGACUGGCUGAAGACGAAUCCGCUGCACAAGCAGACGAUUCUUCUGAGGCACAGAAAACCAUGGAGGAAGAAACUGCAGAAGCCUCCGUGGACCUGAAGGCCCUGGUGGAGCAGGAGGUCAAGGAGCAGAUGGAGCAGGUGUCCAAGCAACUGGACCAGCGCAUCAAAGAGACGGCGUCCGAGCAGAGCAGCAGAGCCCAGUCCGCCAAACCCGGCAAGAAAGGCAAAAAAUAACCAGAACAGCCCGCGCCAACGUUAAAUUAAACUACUUAAACAUC